GCCUUGCAGUUCCUCCGCUGACCGCCCCAGUAGCCGGUCGAAGUCAGUAGCAGUCUCCCCGUCGCUGGGCAGGUGGCGUGUACACGCUACCGAGCGAGGUAGAAAUCACAGUCGCGAUUGGCGGAAAGAGCGGCCCGCCGUACCAAGCGCCAGCGGAGCCCAGAUCGAAGGCGCUCGGCGCUCCUAAAUCCCGACCGCCAUAAGACGCCAUCUUGCUCUCUACCUCCACGACGUGCGCGGGUGCCCCCUCCCCAUUGCCAGCGAGCGGCCAGCUCAGCACGAUCGGUUCUUACUCGAACUGAGAGCGGAACAUCGUCCGAUCACGAAGGCUCCUGUCCCACACCCCUCCCUCAACCAUGGCGGCAUCCAACGCCCAGGGUGUUAACGAGAAGCAUGACAUUGUGGACGCCGAGGCUGGUGGUAUGCGGAAACAGAAUACGGUCGCCGCUCUCCUGAAUGGCGAGGUCGAUCCGGCGCACUGUACAGGCAUUCUGGCUGCUUUCUGCUUCAUGACAGGGUUCAUCGAUGCCAUAUCCUUUUCCGCCGUCUUCGUCUGGUGCGGCUUCCAGACCGGCAACUUCAUCCAGCUCGCCGUCGCCAUCGCCCGUCUCUGGGAACCUGGCGAACCCCGCUAUUUCCACAAGCCUGACCAACAAGCCCUCGCAUCCCUCAUCGCCUUCAAUGCUGGCGCCUUUAUCGGCCGCAUCGGCGACCACGUCGGCGCGAAGCGGCGGUCAUGGCUCGUCGGUGGUAGCUUCAUCGCCACGCUCUUUACCAUGGCCGCCGCUGUCGCGAUGUAUCGCUCUGGCCAGGACGUGGACCCCAUCGCGAGCAACCGCGGGGACCCGGCAUGGACGAAUGCGACGACGUUCGUCGCGCUGUGCUUCAUGAGCGCGAGCUUGGGCAUCCAGGGGAUCAUUGCGAAGCGGCUGAACACGCAGUUUGGGACGACGAUCGUCCUCACGACUAUCUGGGUCGAGCUCAUGGCCGACCCUGGCCUCUUCCGCUUCCGCGAGCGCGUCAAGACGCGCGACCAUCGACUCAUCGGCGCGGGCUCCCUCUUCCUCGGCGGCUUCGUCAGUCGCGCGUUGCUGGCCAAGAUAGGAGCUGCAGGCACACUCGGCGUUGGCACGGGCAUUCGCAUACUCAUAAUGGGCGCGUGGCUCUUCGUGCCAGGUAAAUUAUAACAUAUCUCGGAGACAUACUCCAUACUCUUAGACUUCACGAUUCGGAUAGAGCCAGGGGUGGCAGGGCAGCUUGUUGUAGAAGGUAGAUCGUUCAGCGGUAGUCACACAGAAGUUUUGCUUUGCAUACAGUAUCCGUCUCUAUUCUCCCUCCAUACUGACAUCUCUCUCCGCAUAUUUGCGUCCGUGGACUGCCAAAUACAAUGGACGCCACUGCCUCAGCAGAAAACAA
Molecule: messenger RNA, 1416 nt
Organism: Schizophyllum commune H4-8
Lineage: Eukaryota; Fungi; Basidiomycota; Agaricomycetes; Agaricales; Schizophyllaceae
Exons: 3
Coding region: 357-1187 (276 amino acids)
Source: RefSeq, a predicted model, not a curated record